CAAAGGGGCGCAGGAAGAAACACAGUUUCAACUAAAACUGCAAUGAAUUGGAACGUCUUACGACCCGAAUAUGCAGCAUGGCAACCCGAAUGGACCGUGGAAGAUAUCCGGUUAACAUUUCUCAAAUGUACAAGAUGGCAGGUGGAGGAAACCUUGGAUCCGAUCAAUUGCCCUUACCACUACUUCUGUGACAGUGUUUACCCAGGAAACUACUCGCCUGCUGUGGAUUUUCUGCUUCUUUUCUUUGCAGCAGCUUCAUACUUGGCAACCCUGAUCUUUAUGGUGGUGCACAUAUCAGGUAGAGGUCAAAGUUUUAGUCAGUCAAAAAGGUACUUGCUACCUUCCGGUCCAAUUGCUCUUCCACUGAUCAUCUUGGCCUUAGCCAAGGGCCACCGGAUAAACUCUGCCUUUCCUCUCUCAUGCACCGGUCCAGCAAUCCUCCUGCUGGUUCUGAUAUCUGCUCUAACCUUCGACAAUGGAGCAGAAACAGACAUCAAGUGAGUGUGCAUCUUGUGUGUGUCGUAAAGAGGUUUUGAUUGUGGGAGGAACAUUAAUAUCCUACAGGGGAUGGUCAUUGACCACUUUUUUGGUUGUGGGCACCCUGUGUUGGAGGAUUAUAUGCCGGCUUGGGGGAACAAAAAGAGGAAAGUUCAUACUGAUUAGGUCUUUGCUCGGGAGUUCAAGCUGGAUUUUGAUAAUCAUAGAUUGUGCUUAUCUAACCACAAACACCCCACCAGAGAGACUGGUGUUGCGAGUUGCUGCUUUUGGAGGUAUAUUUGUUUUGAUUUGCCUUUAUGUAAUCAGAGAAGCAUGCACUCACAUCACACAACUACAUUCUGUGUAUAAAAGUAGGACAGCAGUUGUUUGCAACACAAGCAAGGUAGAAAUGAGAAAAUGAUGAGAAGAAA
Molecule: messenger RNA, 908 nt
Organism: Prunus mume (Japanese apricot)
Lineage: Eukaryota; Viridiplantae; Streptophyta; Magnoliopsida; Rosales; Rosaceae
Source: RefSeq, a predicted model, not a curated record